GUUUACCUGCGGAAAUAUUUUUAUAUUGGCAUCAAUAUCCCUACCUGUUCGGACUGCCCUUCUGCAAGAUACGUGCGUUCAUUUCAGAAGCUUCGACGUACGUCUCCGUGCUCACCAUCGUCGCCUUCUCCAUGGAACGCUUCCUCGCCAUUUGCCAUCCAUUGCAUUUGUAUGCGAUGAGCGGCUUCAAGCGUGCAGUUCGUAUUAUUGCCGCCCUUUGGAUUAUAAGCUUAAUAAGCGCCAUUCCAUUUGGUCUGUGUACGGACAUAGAGUAUUUGACUUAUCCCCUCACCGACGCAAAAAUACCCGAAUCCGCCUUUUGCAGUAUGGUUGAUUAUCCUGAAAGUUUCCCUUUAUUUGAGCUGUCCUUCUGCGUUUUCUUCGUUAUACCGAUGUUGCUGAUUAUAAUCUUGUAUGGCAAGAUGGGCGCGCAGAUACGUUUCAGCACCACGUUGCAAUUGGGUGUUCAACAAGGCUCUAUGCAUCGUGAAUCUCGACAUCAGCAGUCGCGUAAAGCGGUUAUCCGCAUGUUGG
Messenger RNA from Rhagoletis zephyria (snowberry fruit fly), 534 nucleotides. Its product is annotated as neuropeptides capa receptor-like. Gene Ontology annotation, biological process: neuropeptide signaling pathway. The record is from RefSeq and is a predicted model, not a curated record. Gene Ontology annotation, molecular function: neuropeptide receptor activity. Gene Ontology annotation, cellular component: plasma membrane. Lineage: Eukaryota; Metazoa; Arthropoda; Insecta; Diptera; Tephritidae.